This is a messenger RNA of Chrysemys picta bellii (western painted turtle), 710 nucleotides long. RefSeq lists its product as uncharacterized. Gene Ontology annotation, cellular component: plasma membrane; cytoplasm. Gene Ontology annotation, biological process: vesicle-mediated transport; intracellular protein transport. The record is from RefSeq and is a predicted model, not a curated record. NCBI's taxonomy places the organism in Eukaryota, Metazoa, Chordata, Testudines, Emydidae. Gene Ontology annotation, molecular function: GTP binding; GTPase activity.
AUGGGGGAGCGCCAGAGGCGGAUCCGUUUGACAGCAAGGCCGGGAAUUAACCACCACCACCACCGGCUGAAGCUGAAGGAGACGCUCAGCCCCAUCCCCAUCCUGGGCUUCCAUGUGGAGACGGUGGCGCUCCGCCACGGGCCCUUCACCCUGUGGGACGUGGGGGGCCAGGACCGGAUCCGGGCCCUGUGGAGACAGGACGGGCUGGUGGUGGUGGUGGACGGGGCCCAGAUCGGGGCUGGGGGCCUGCUGGAGGCUGAGGACUUGCAGGGGGCACUGCGGGUGCUGCUGCCCGGUGCCCGGUCCUGCGUGGAGCUGGCGGAGGAGCUGGGCUUGAGGCAGCAGCGUGGGCGCGAGUGGCAUGCACAGGGCUGCCGUGCUGUGAGCGGGCAGGGGCUGCCCGAGGCGCUGGAGAAGCUGGCUGGGCUGGUGAAGCGCUACCGGAAGGCCAGGAGGCUUUGAGGGCACCGGGUGGAGACCAGGCCCCGAGGCCGGCCUGUGUCGCCCACUUGGCAGGUUUUCAAACAGGUGCCCUUGUGCUGGGUCCCUGCUGCCCCCACGCCUGAGAGAAGCUCCCUAUGAACAGCCGCCAGCCGCCUUCUCCCCCGUCAGAUCCCGCCUGGGCUGCGGCACCUGCAAACGCUGGAGCUGGGACCACUGGCCCUGACGCUGACCAGCGCUGUCUCCGGGAUCCCUUCUCCUGCCCGCCU